ACAACUCUACUGGAUCCAUUUGGUACUGGUCCCACAGAGCUGUGAGCUGUUACACUGUAUUUAACACCACAGUGACUGGAACACAUCAACACACCUGUGCUUUAGUUAUGACGUCAUUUAUGUGUCUGCUACGAUCAUCCCACACUUCUUACCUGGCAACACGGUGGGUGGUUCGGUUCGGACCAGAGGUGUGACGGCUGGAUAAAUCUGGGCUGCGGACUCCGUUCAGGACAGAAGCUGCAUCAUGGUCCUCCUCCUCCUCCUGCUCGGCCUCCUCGGUCUGCUCCUCUUCCUCCUCCACGGCAGAAAAAGACGACAAGGAGAACCUCCUCUGAUCAAAGGAUGGGUUCCGUUCCUCGGGAACACUUUACAGUUUGGAAAAAAUGCCCACAAGUUUCUGGAAGACCAGAAGAGGAAGAACGGAGACGUUUUCACGGUGCUGAUUGCAGGUAAAUACAUGACCUUCAUCAUGGAUCCAUUACUCUACCCCAGCAUCAUCAAACACGGCCGGCAGCUGGACUUCCACGAGUUGACUGAGAGGUUGGCCCCUCUGGUCUUCGGGUACCCAAGCAUGAAGACAUUCCCCGGCCUGUCUGAACAGAUCAGCCGGGCCUACCGGUUCCUACAGGGCGACAGCCUCACGUCCCUGACAGAGAGCAUGAUGGGUAACCUGAUGCUGGUGUUCUGCCAGGACCACCUGGAUCCGGGCCAGGGCUGGAGGUCCGGCAACUUGUACGAGUUCUGCUCCUCGGUCAUGUUUGAGGCCACCUUCCUCACCAUCUACGGUCGACCUCAGACCGGUAGCCGCCAUCAGCACAUGGACCAGCUGUUGAAGGACUUCCUUCAGUUUGAUGCCAUGUUCCCCUACCUCAGUGCAGAGGUCCCCAUCUGGCUGCUGGGACGUACCAAGACCGUCCGCCAGAAGCUCAUCAGUCACUUCCUGCCGCAGCGGUUGUCCUGCUGGUCUGACAAGUGCCAGUUCAUCCAGGCACGAUUGGAGCUGUUUAACCUAUACGACAAGCUGAGGGACGUGGACAAAGCAGCUCAUCACUUCACCAUCCUGUGGGCAUCUGUAGGCAACACGCUUCCUGCCACCUUCUGGGCCACCUUUGACCUGGUGGCCCACCCAGAGGCCCUGAAGGUGGUCCGUCAGGAGAUCCUGGAUGUCCUGAGAGCCAGUGGAGUGGAGUUUAGCCCCGACAGAGAACUGACGCUCAGCAGGGAACAGCUGGACAAGCUGGUCUUCCUGGAGAGCUCCAUCAAGGAGAGCCUCCGGUUGUCCUCAGCCUCCAUGAAUCUCCGGGUGGCUCAGGAGGACUUCAGCCUGCGGCUUGACGCCGAGCGCUCUGUGGCUGUCAGGAAAGGAGACAUCAUCACCCUGUACCCUCAGAGUAUGCACCUGGACCCUGAGAUCUACGAGGACCCGCAGACAUUCCACUUCGACCGUUUUGUUGAGGACGGCAGAGAGAAGACGGACUUCCGUAAGCAUGGACAGAAGCUGAAAUACUACCUGAUGCCGUUUGGUUCUGGUUCCUCCAAGUGUCCCGGCCGAUACUUCGCCGUCAACGAGAUCAAACAGUUUGUGUGUCUUCUGCUGCUCUACUUGGACCUGCAGCUGGAGGACGGCCAGAACCGACCCUCAUCGGACCACUCCCGAGCCGGACUGGGUAUCCAGCAGCCGUCCUCGCCUGUUCUGUUCCGCUACAGACCGCGGGCCGAGUGACCCGGAGCGGCGCAGAGACGGAUCCUCCUCAGACCUGCAGCUUCAGCAGAAACCAGGCCAGAAACCAGACCUGCUUUGUUUUAGAUAUCUGAAGAACCCUACACCGGAUCUGGUUUCUGGUUCUGUAGGAUCUUGUUUCAGCGAGGCUCUGCUGGUUUUAACAAACUGUGAAGACGUCUCGUCUCACUGAUGAAGAGGAGGAUUAAAUCUGAGUCUCCCUGUAAUUCAACGAAAUGUCUUCAUUGGUAGUGUGGAAUUAAAACUACCGGACAACAACCAGAGUUCUGGAGGAUCCACUGUGGGUUCUUUAGACCUUCUUUAGAUGUUCUUUAUAACUUCAUUAGAUCGUCUCUAGAGGUUCUUUAGACAUUCUAUAGAUGUUCUUUAUAACUUCAUUAGAUCUUCUCUAGAGGUUCUUUAUACCUUUAGAUCUUCUUUAGAAGUUCUUUAGACCUUCUUUAGAUGUUCUUUAUAACUUCAUUAGAUCUUCUCUAGAGGUUCUUUAGACCUUCUUUAGAUCUUCUCUAGAGGUUCUUUAGACCUUUAGAUCUUCUCUAGAGGUUCUUUAGACCUUCUUUAGAUGUUCUUUAUAACUUCAUUAGAUCUUCUCUAGAGGUUCUUUAGACCUUCUUUAGAUGUUCUUUAGAACUUCAUUAGAUCUUCUCUAGAGGUUCUUUAGAGGUUCUUUAGACCUUCUUUAGAUCUUCCCUAGAGGUUCUUUAGACCUUCUUUAGACCUUCUUUAGAUCUUCUCUAGAGGUUCUUUAGACCUUCUUUAGAUGUUCUUUAUAACUUCAUUAGAUCUUCUCUAGAGGUUCUUUAGAGGUUCUUUAGACCUUCUUUAGAUCUUCUCUAGACGUUCUUUAGACCUUCUUUAGACCUUCUUUAGAUCUUCUCUAGACGUUCUUUAGACCUUCUUUAGACCUUCUUUUGAUCUUCUCUAGACGUUCUUUAGACCUUCUUUAGACCUUCUUUAGACCUUCUUUAGAUCUUUUCUAGACCUUCUUUAGACCUUUAGACCUUCUUUAGAUGUUCUUUAGAGGUUAGGCUUGCUGCAGGUUUUAGUCUGAAAUUGAAUGUAAACAAAAGUUUGAUUAUUUUAUUGUUUUUUAAAUCCAAUAAAAUCAACUUUAUAAAGCUGA
Messenger RNA from Austrofundulus limnaeus, 2864 nucleotides. It is a transcript of the gene cyp7b1, whose product is annotated as cytochrome P450, family 7, subfamily B, polypeptide 1. The transcript is spliced from 7 exons. NCBI's taxonomy places the organism in Eukaryota, Metazoa, Chordata, Actinopteri, Cyprinodontiformes, Rivulidae. The coding region runs from base 245 to 1723 and encodes 492 amino acids. Gene Ontology annotation, biological process: cholesterol homeostasis; bile acid biosynthetic process. The record is from RefSeq and is a predicted model, not a curated record. Gene Ontology annotation, molecular function: heme binding; steroid hydroxylase activity; iron ion binding.